Molecule: messenger RNA, 3564 nt
Organism: Cyprinus carpio (common carp)
Lineage: Eukaryota; Metazoa; Chordata; Actinopteri; Cypriniformes; Cyprinidae
Source: RefSeq, a predicted model, not a curated record
AUGGCAAAGCAUGUGGCGAAUAAAGCAUUAUGCCAAGCUCAAGAGGACAGCAGCAUCCAAUUCAGAAUGUGUUGCAGUCAAAGAACUCAGCUUCAGUCAGCUCAGCUUCCUGUCCUAUUCAGUGCGGCAGGGGCCAAGGAAGUGAAUAAGAAGAUGCUGCGUUUACUCUUUCUGUUUUUGAUUCUUCGAGGUGCAGCUGCAACAUCAGAAGACACAGAAGGAAAUUAUUCAGGAGAUUACAUCGUUGACGAUGAAGACGGUGAUGCUCCAGUGGAGACAAGGCGUAUUCAAUAUUCAGAUCCUGGAGAAAUUCCUAAAGUAGGUCCCGGAUCAGAUAGAUCCACAGGAGAUGAUGAAGCUAAUGAAGGUGGAACAUUGAUAAUCAUCAUAGCUGCCGUUAGCGUCAUAGUUCUGGCCAUUGGAGGCAUUGUAGCUAUUUUCCUCUUCAGACGCUACUUGCAAAGCCGAGAACAAGGGGUCUACUCUGUGCCAGCAGAGCAAGGACAGAAAGCUGCUGUCUAACCAUGAGGGCCUUUUCAUUUCCUCUCUCCACUGGAUCCUUUCAGGGAUGAGCUGCAAGCAUGUGAUUUCUCAUCCGAACAUGUCUCUAUCUACAGUAUAGCGGAUCCUAUAACGUCAGUAGACGAGAAUGUGUUGCUAUCAUAAAUUUUCUAUGAACUGUUUUUAAAAGCACAAUGUAUACCGGUCAUGCACACAUGCCAUAUGUUGCACUCACAGAGAAAGUCCUUGGACUGUGGAGUACAGCUCAUUUGGGACUUUUUCCUCUCCACCUGCAAUUAUUUUGUAUUUAAAAUCAAGUUCAAACCAUUUUUGAAACUGUGCUUAAAGGUGUGUAAUAUUUUCCAUCUUUAGAUACUUUCUCCUUAAAAGUAAACUAUUCAUAGUUUUUCCCCCACAUUUCCAAAUAUAAACAAACACUGUGGCUUUGGUUUAUUUGAGCAAACAGAUGCAACAACAUUGGUUUAGCCAAUGGCAUGAGUUUGAGGCGGGACUACCUAAUUAACUAGCCAAUGGCAGACAGUGCCACAGAAAUCAUGAACUGAAUUUGAAGCAAACAUCCUCUCUAUUUCCCCUUACAGUCCUCUAAUGUUAGCCAUCCCCUAGUGCAUUUAAAGUGACAAAAUCAGGGCGGAUAAAAGAUAAAACUAGUCUCUGGCUCUCUGAUUAUUUGACAAAAGAAAGAAAGAAGCAGAGAGAGAAAAGCGAGUGGAAAAGUGGUUUUGAACACUCACUUGUCAAAUGGUGAAUUAAUCAACCGCUUUAAAUAACGAUGUUGUUUUCUUUUUCCUUUCUUUCACCGUGGCCAGCUCCUCUAAAGCAAAGCAAAUUGUAAAUAGCUCUGGGAUGCUGGGUAACAAACUUAUGUUUCAUAUAUAUACUCCUGGCUUUAAUAGGGAGACAAUCUGAUAGGUGGACGAAAUAAGGAUACAGACACACAACACAUACAGUGAGGUCCAAAAGUACACUAUGCACUGUAAAAACUGAUUUUGAAAUUCUGAAAUAAAAAUGAUUUGAGAUUCAAUACGGCUUUUCACAUUUGAAAUAGUUAACCUUGGGUCAUUCUAAACCCCAGGUAAAAGCAAUCCUUCUUCACUCAAUUAAUGUGUUUUCAGUUACCAUUAAACAUUUCUCCAUUCAAUGAAACGACUAUUCAUGUGCAGUGUUUCCAUGACGGUCCAAAGCAAGUCAAUAUGAGGCACCCGAUUGGGUGUCUUGCUAAGCAUUUAGCAUUAACAUUCUGGCACUGCAGUGCGAGAUUAACACCACAAAAGCGGUGUGAACCUACAUUUUAUAACAUUUAUAACAACAAUAAUUCCUGUGGUUAAGUGCAGUGUGAAAAGCCCUACAAUAUGUUACUUGCCGUUUCUUUUUAAUUAGGCUAUUUGUGAUAUUUACUACCAAUUUCUUAGAAGUAAAUUCUACACCAUUUUUUCAAUGCAGUAAAAAAUGCAGCAUUUUUCUAAUUUAACAACAUUAGAAACACAUUAGAAGGCACAAAUUGCAUUAUCAGUAUAACAAUACAAGUGGCAAUUUGAAGUGGAGUGUCACAAAUGUACUUACUUGAUUAGUGACCUAGAAAAAGUGCUUGGUCUUGGUAUCUUUUUUUUCCCCAACAUUUUUUAAAAGCAUAUUUUCAAAUUUUGAAUCCCAGAUUUUUAGUGUGGACUUUUGGACUCCAGUGUAUCCACAGCAUCAUCGAUUGAAACUAAGACACUAUAGCGAGCUGCUUACUUUUAUCCUCCUCUUUCUCAUCUUUUUUCUUCCAUUUUUUUAGAUUAAAAUGGAAAUCAAUCAACCCCUUUUAGCCUGAGUCUCAAGACUCAGAGCGUCUCGGCUCUUUACUCUGAAUUUACACAAAGACGGCAGGCUAGCAAACACUUUUAACACUGCUGAGACAGUUUUUUCUGUUCUUUCUUACUAUCUUGUUAAAGGGGCAGUUCACACAAAAAUGAACAUUUUGUAAUCAUUUACUCACCCCCAUGUUAUUCUAGAUCUAUAUGACUUACUUUCUUCUGUCUAACACAAAAGAUGAUAUUAGGAAGAACGUUUGGGGUCCAAAAAACAUUGACAUAGACAUAGGUGUGUAUAAAGGCAUUAGUGUGUAAUAUUAAUCAAGAUUUGCAAUAUAGCUAUUCUGGUAAAUAAUUUGCUAAAAGUGUACUUAGACAAUAACAUUUCAGAUAACUACAAUCGGAAAAAACUGAAAAAAAAAAAGUAAAAAAAAAAAAAAAAAAAAAAACAGCUCAAUUGAGUCAUUCUGAAAGCCAGUUUCACAUCAUUUUGACAUUUUCCUCCCUCUUUUGAAUAGAGGUUUUUAUAAACCGUUGAGUUUUAUUAAAUCCAACAACUUUCUCUUGGGCUUUUUGGGCAGGUUGCUUUAUGCAAUGUGAAGGGACUUUAUACUGUAAAAAUCAGCGAUGUAAUAUAACUUUUGGUUCACACAGAUUCACAUUUCAAUUCUGUUACCAGUUUCUCUUAGUGGCUGAAUUAAGAACAGAGUGGAAAAUGCAGAUGUAGAUUUUCCCUCUGAAGGUUGCGCUCAACAGUCUUUGAAGAGAAAACCAUAAGAAAUUGACAUCAGUGCUUAUUUUCUUUUAUGCUAUGCAAUGUUCUGUCAGCAAAAAUGUAUACUUAAAAUAGUUUUAUGAAAAGUAUAUUUUUCUUUUUUAAAUGUUAUCAGUAGUGUUUUUCUUUGAACUCUUUUGUAGCACCGCUUGGUUACAGUGUCACUGGAUAAAUCAUGCAUUAGUCGAUACUGUACUGCUUUAUUUUAAUACGCCAUACAUUCAUCUUUCUGACUACAUUUGACCAACAGUUUGAUAAUGUACUAAAAUACACUCCCAGUGCACAAGAAUAGAGUCUGGAGCAUUGGCAGUGUACAGCCUUGAUUCCUUAUGAUAACCGUCGCCGUAAUUAAUGGACAUUUGUGUGAUUUCUACUGAAGUUUAAAUCUUAAUGCCUGUUGCUGUAUAUAUUUUAUAAGACAACCUGUCAUCUAUUUGUUGUAUGAGACAUAUUUUAAAUAAAAGUUAUUGUUCUAAA